Messenger RNA from Felis catus (domestic cat), 3047 nucleotides. It is a transcript of the gene TJAP1, whose product is annotated as tight junction associated protein 1. Bases 738 to 2414 code for a protein of 558 amino acids. Gene Ontology annotation, cellular component: trans-Golgi network. Gene Ontology annotation, biological process: Golgi organization. NCBI's taxonomy places the organism in Eukaryota, Metazoa, Chordata, Mammalia, Carnivora, Felidae. The record is from RefSeq and is a predicted model, not a curated record. The transcript has 11 exons.
AGAAGAGGAAAUGGAAUGGGGGAAGGUUGGAGGCGGAGAGAAAUAAAGAGGGAGACGGGCGGAGGGGAGGGGGCCUAGGAUCCAGUGGCGGCCCUGGGGGAGCGGUCUAGCGCCGGGGAACAAGAAGUAGGUGUGCAGACCCUGAAGAAGCAGUCACGAAUUGGAGGGGAAUUUCUUAACCAAGAGUUAAGAGAGAAGCCUGGAGCUUGUGGCCGAGGCCCGACUGUACCCGGCCGGUAGGAGAGAGGUCUUUCCCGUGGAGGAGGAUAGUGGGGAAGGGGAGAAGAGAGACCUGGAGGAUGUUGGGCAGGUUUGGUAAGGAGGGAACUAAACCCAGUCAGAUGACCCUUCUCCAGACUUAGAUCAGCCUUUCCAGAGUUCCUAUAGCAUCUGCCCCAAUUUCAGCUGAAGACUCAGGGGCCCCAGGGACUGGAAGAAAUCACAGUGCCCGCUUGGAAAGAAGAAGAGGUAGCGACUUGCCCCAGCUCAACCCCAGAGCGGAGAGCCCUGUUACCUGGGGUCAGCAAGCUGGACUCCCUGGUUGGCAGGGGGCAUGCUGCACUUCCACCUGGCAUGGUUUUCAGAUGGGAGAAAGCCCCCGAGGCUCUAGUGGAGCUGUUGGCUAGAGGAAGUGGAGGGGCCGUGGGAUGCAGAGAGCCGAGGGCUAACUCUGGGACAGCGGAACAGAGAGAGCUGCCGACGAUCAGACGCAGGUUGAGGAGCCCUCACCUCCCAGGAUGACCAGCGCAGCCCCUGCUAAGAAACCGUACCGUAAGGCCCCACCUGAGCAUCGGGAGUUGCGGCUGGAGGUUCCUGGAUCCCGGCUGGAGCAGGAGGAGCCCCUGACCGAUGCAGAGAGGAUGAAGCUGUUGCAGCAGGAGAACGAGGAGCUCCGCCGGCGCCUGGCCUCAGCCACCAGGCGCACCGAGGCCCUGGAGCGCGAGCUGGAGAUCGGGCAGGACUGCUUGGAGCUGGAGCUGGGCCAGAGCCGCGAGGAGCUGGACAAAUUUAAGGACAAGUUCCGCAGGCUUCAGAACAGCUACACGGCUUCCCAGAGGACCAACCAGGAGCUGGAGGACAAGCUGCACACACUGGCCUCUCUUAGCCACAGCUGGAUCUUUGCAAUCAAGAAAGCGGAGAUGGACAGGAAGACGCUGGACUGGGAGAUCGUGGAGCUGACCAACAAGCUGCUGGACGCCAAGAACACCAUCAACAAGCUGGAGGAGCUCAAUGAGCGGUACCGGCUGGACUGCAACCUGGCUGUGCAGCUCCUCAAGUGCAACAAGUCCCACUUCCGCAACCACAAGUUCGCCGAUCUGCCCUGUGAGCUACAGGACAUGGUUCGGAAACAUCUGCACAGUGGUCAAGAGGCUGCCAGCCCGGGCCCCGCCCCUAGCCUGAUGCCAGGGGCUGUGGUACCCACCUCGGUCAUUGCCCGGGUGUUAGAGAAGCCAGAGUCUCUACUGCUCAACUCAGCCCAGUCAGGCAGUGCCGGGCGCCCCUUGGCCGAGGAUGUCUUUGUGCACGUGGACAUGAGUGGGGGGGGGCCGGGUGACCCAGCCAGUCCCCCAGCCCCUGGCAGCCCCACCUCACAACCCAAUGGGGAAUGCCGCUCCCUGGGCACUGCUGGGGGCUCCCCAGAGGAGGAGUUGCCCCUGCCAGCCUUUGAGAAGCUGAGCCCCUACCCCACCCCAUCUCCACCACACCCGCUGUAUCCUGGCCGCAAGGUAAUCGAGUUCUCUGAGGAUAAGGUGCGAAUCCCCCGCAACAGCCCCCUGCCCAACUGCACUUACGCCACCCGCCAGGCCAUUUCCCUGAGCCUAGUGGAGGAGGGUGGUGAGCGGGCCCGCCCCAGCCCAGUGCCCAGCAGCCCUGCCUCGGCCCAGACCUCCCCCCGCCACGAGCCCAGCCCUGUCCCCCCGGCACUCAGUGCCCCGGCCAGCUCUGCCAGCUCUGAGGAGGACCUGCUAGCCAGCUGGCAGCGAGCAUUUGUGGACCGCACUCCACCCCCAGCCGCCGUGGCCCAGCGCACAGCCUUUGGACGUGAUGCCCUCCCUGACCUGCAGCGCCACUUUGCUCUUAGCCCCACUGACAGAGAUGAGGAGGUUCUGGUGCCUUCUUCCCCACCUGGUGAGAGUGGGCUUUUGCUGCCAACAGAAGCUGAUUCUGGCCUUCCCAGGGAGGAGGAAGAAGAGCUGAACCUGCCCAUCAGCCCUGAGGAAGAACGCCAGAGUCUGCUGCCCGGUGAUAAUGGCACAGAUCAGGGGCCUGUCACUUCCCACACUGACGGCAGGGCCUGGGCACUCCCCAGCUCCAGCCGUCCCCAGCGCAGCCCCAAGAGGAUGGGGGUGCACCACCUUCACCGCAAGGACAGCCUGACCCAGGCCCAAGAGCAGGGCAACCUGCUCAACUAGGCCCCCCCCCCCCCCCCCCCCGUCACCCUCCUGCCCCUGCUGCUCUGCUCCCUGUGCAGUGGUGUCAGGUGGGCCACGCCAGGCCUUGUAGCUGCGCUGCCUGUGACUGGCACCAGCUUGUCUCAUGGCUUUUCCCUUUUCUUGGAAUAUUUAUUCCCCAAGGGUAACAUGCAGCUGGGGCCCAAGACCUUUCUUCCAGUUGGCCCAAGUUGGGCUGUUCUGGGCCGCGGAGGGGUCUAUCGUAUCAGUGUUCAUCUUCCAUCCCACUUUCGUACCCGCAAGUUUUAUUUUUUGUGGUUCCCCCCUCCCACCCCGGGGUCGGGAGGGGGACGUCGUCGGGGACGAUUAACCUCUAAUUUCUAUUUUCUGCCUGUUUUCCUCUCCCCUCAAGUCCUCUGCACGAGCUGUUGCCUUCAAGGGGCCCUUGGGGGAUGAGGGAGAGGACUCACUCAGGGCUCGCCUCAGCUGUGUCCAUCCUCCCUCUGGAAGGGAGGAGAGGGAGGGAUUCAGGGGCCUCAAGCUGGGCUCUAGGUGAGGCCUGGCCCCCUCCCGACCUUGGCUCUAGACUGUUACUCCCAGCUUUGGGAAGUUUUCACAUCGAUGACUAUUUUAAAAUUAAAACUAUUUUACUGA